AUGAGGCCUUCUUUUGCACAAUUUUCAUCAUAUCCAUAUAAUGGAUUUUUACCUGAAACCCAAGAUUCAGCCCCCUCAAAUUUCUUUCACUUAGACUGCCCUGAUACAGGGCUCUCCAUUUGUUACUGUAAAAAAUACAAUCUCAAUAUCGUCCACACCCUUGCCUUAAAAGCCCAAAACUACGACCCAUCCUCAGCCUACAAGAAGCGUCAGUUCGACAAAGAGCAUUUCCAAGCAAUCCCAGUCAUUUCUCCACCCCCAUCUAUCUCAGCUGCCGAUUUAAAUGCAAAAAUAUGCAGCUACUGUGCUAAAGUUGUAUGCUUUUACCAAAAAGUCAACACCGGAACCCAAACCCUCCACCUCUGCAGAGACUGCUAUAAAGCUGAGGACACAAACGUAAAAAAAUCAUUAUCAUUGUCAGCUCGCAAAAAAAAAUUCGGGAAAUUAUUAAUGCUUGGGACAACACAAACUGAAUUAGGCAGGAGAGGAAGGCCAAGAAUCCAUGGAAGAGAAGAAAAUGACUAUAUUCAGUGCUAUUUUCCUAUAUGUAAAAGAAGAAAUAUUAGGUUUCCAGGGGAUCCUGAUUUAUUGACUUGUGGAAGCUGCACAAGGACUUUUCAUGCGAAAUGUGCAGAGCCGCCGCUUAGGGCUGAGUAUGUAAAAAGAUUUCCUUGGCUGUGUUUGGAGUGCAAAGUAUGCUCUAUAUGUGGAAAAUUAAAAGACGAAAGCCAUUUGAUGAUAUGUGAUGCUUGUGAUAGGGUUUUUCAUGCAAAAUGCAUUAAAAUUAAUGGGUCUGGGAGUUUUGUGUGUAAAGAUUGCUCGGUGUGUCGAGGCUGCGAAAAAGUGCUGCCUUCUCCAUUGUUAGUAGAUGACCCUAUUUUUGUGGAAGGAUAUAGAUUCUGCUUAGAAUGCUAUGGAAAAGUCCAAGAAAAAUGCUACUGUCCUAUUUGUGUAAAGAUAUACAGUGUUGACAGCCCUGAUGCUUUUGUGAUGUGUGAUAAAUGCCAAUUAUGGGUUCAUGCAGCUUGUGAAAAAGUCAAAGAAGAUCAAAUAGAGCAUUUGCAAGGAAAAUCUUUUACAUGUAGCAAAUGCAGUAAAAAAUAA
This is a messenger RNA of Blepharisma stoltei, 1104 nucleotides long. Lineage: Eukaryota; Ciliophora; Heterotrichea; Heterotrichida; Blepharismidae. The record is from the annotation of a GenBank genome assembly.